AUGGCACAGACACCUGUCAGCCUUAGGGUCACACUUCCCGGGAAGCAAAAUUUUGUUGGCGGAUCUGGAUUUGUUCAAGUAUUUCAGACCCAAGCGCGUUCAGAUGCUCAAAACGUUGAACAAAGGCCACAGAACAUGAAGACGAUAACAACUAUCCGUCCAUUUGUCCCAGCAGUCUCUGGUAUGGCCAUAAACACUAAUACUGCUGUACAAUAUGUGAGAAAUACUGCAGAAAUACCAGUCCUCGGUGCUCCUGGCGCUUUUGUUGCGGCUCCAAUGAAUCGAACGUUCACCCCAUUUGUUAAUCCAGUCAUGAAUUUAAAUCCUGGCUUGAUUACAUCUCUUCCUGGUGGCCCUGUAGGCGGACAGGGGCAAUUAGGUGGUCCCCUCUCCAGCCUAGCGAAUUCACGCAAACCUUGUAAUUGCACGAAGUCACACUGCCUUAAAUUGUACUGUGAGUGCUUUGCACAAGGUCAACUUUGUCAGAACUGUAAUUGCCACAACUGCAUGAAUAACCUAGCUUAUGAAGAAGAACGGGGGAGAGCUAUUAAAAUGACUUUGGAACGAAACCCUACUGCAUUUCAUCCGAAAAUUGGUCGUGGUGAAGGUGAAAGAAAGCAUACUAAAGGAUGUAACUGCAAGCGUUCGGGGUGUUUGAAAAACUAUUGUGAAUGUUAUGAAGCAAAGAUAAGCUGCUCAGAUCUGUGUCGCUGUCAAGGUUGUCGCAAUACCGAGGAUAGCGUAGAGAGGCGCUCCCUUAUGCGUUUGGCUGCAAUGGGAGUCUUGAGGUCAAGACAGCCUUCUUCCUUCAAAAAACACUUACUAAAACCUGUAUCGGAAACGUUGCCGCACGUAUUCUUCACUUGGGAAGUGAUUGAGGCAACAGCUACUUGUAUAAUGGCCCAGGCUGAAGAAAUAGAUCGUCGUGAUGUACCUCCAGCGGCAAAUGAGCGAAUACUUCUGGAAGAAUUUGGACGCCUUAUUGAUCGUGUGGUGGAAGCGUCUGUCAAAGUUCAUAUACAUCCGUCGAGUGGCAUCCACACCUCGGCUUCGAUCGACGAUAAUGAACAAGGUCUGACACAUAGUGGGGGGUCAACUGGUCCUGGAAGUCUAGGUGGUAAGGGUAGUGGAGCAGUUGGAGUAGCAGCUGCCACGGCUGCUGCCGCAGAUGUUCUACAGGAUGACGAAGAUGAUGAGGAUGAAAUAUUAAAUGAGAUAGAUGUAGAUGAUGCUGACGAUAUGGAAGAUGAAAUGUACGACCUUGUCGGAGAAUCAACACUUUCACGUCACCAACAUUCCCGAUCGCACCUUGCACGCCGUCAUCGAUCUGCACACCUUGUUUCUGACUUUGACGAUGACAUAAUGAGCGAUGAUGACCCUGUAGAUAGGGUUCAUACUGUACCUCCUACUGUUAGACCAGGGAUUAUUUCACACAGAUAUCAGGAAACCCAUUCACGACGGUUGCAACAAAUAAGUGAUAACAAAUACACGUCACAUCAUACUCGGCGGAGUUUCAGUAACCGCAACCAUCGUCACCACGACCCUGACUCUAUGAUAUAA
Trichobilharzia regenti is the source of this 1560-nucleotide messenger RNA. NCBI's taxonomy places the organism in Eukaryota, Metazoa, Platyhelminthes, Trematoda, Strigeidida, Schistosomatidae. The record is from the annotation of a GenBank genome assembly.